CGCUCACCAACACUUGUUGACCUGAGGAACGAUGGUGCUGAAACAGUGUCAGCCGCGGCUCAAAGUUUUCCUCCUGAACCGGUCCGAACGAUUCUAUGACUCAGCCCACAAUAAAGACUCUUUCACUCUGUGUGCGAGGGCCUCGAACCUCCCCGCGGACAGUUUGACUUUGACCGACGUAACCGGGCGAACUCAUCGCUCGGGAGGAGGAGCUCGACCGAUGCGUUCGAGUGCGCCGAGGCGGAUUCACGUCAGAGAGCUGAGCACCUCCACCAACCACCUUCAGUACGACCUGAAACCGGAGAUCCCCAAGGCGCAAGGCCGCCAGCUUUAUUUUGACACCCAUGCUGUGGUGCGACUGCUCGAGGACAAUGGCUUCACGACGCAGCAGGCCGAGGUUCUGGUUCAGGUGCUCAUGAAGAUGACUCACUCCAACAUGGAUACCAUCUACCGCGACAUGGUCAACAAGGCUGAGCAGGAGAUCAUGUUGCAGCGAGUGAUGUCCCAAAUAGCUGCGCUGAAGAAGGACAUGAUCAUCUUGGAGAAAAGCGAGUUUUCAACACUGCUGGCUGAAAACGAAAAACUGAAGAUCCAGCUGCUGCAGCUCAAAGUCCAACUGGCUGAUGUCAUGAACAAACUGCGCGCGGACAGCAUUUUAGACAUGAAUUUGGAGAAGAGCCGCGUGAAUGAACUGAAAACGGAGCAUGAGAAGAGGCUGCUGGAAAUGCGCACUGAAAUCAUGGAAAUGAUCGCGGAGCAGGAUCGCCACUUGACCCAGAGCAACAUGAAAAUCGACACGGAGGUGGCGGGUUUGAAGACCAUGCUGGAGUCUCAUAAACUGGACACCAUAAAAUACCUCGCAGGGUCUGUGUUCACGUGUCUCACUGUGGUCCUGGGUUUCUAUCGAAUUUGGAUGUGAACCUGGAGGCAAGGUAGCAUGACGGGAUCAAACCGGGCCCAGAACAAAUUUCAUGCCUGACCUCAUUAUUGGCACUAUUGAAGUUCUAAGCGGAGAACGUUUUAAUGCGCACACCAAGGGACUGUAUCCGAUUUAGUAGCUGAGCUAGAGUCUAAUUUAUUUCGUGAUCAAUGAGUUUGUAUUAUGAAGUGUAUCUGUCAGCCGGCCAUCGAUGGUGGUCAGCCUCCGACUGACAUUCCUACCAAUAAAGUUUCAUUUUAAUGUAAGAGCGAUUGACAAUCUGCGUAUGAUAUAUUUGAGGUGUUAAAUAUAUAAAUGCAGGAACUUUUUCAUCAUAGAUUUUUAAUGAGACUGUUACACUGUGUUUCACCACAUAUGAUUGUAUAUAAAUAUAUAAAUAAAUA
This is a messenger RNA of Synchiropus splendidus (mandarinfish), 1323 nucleotides long. It is a transcript of the gene mcur1, whose product is annotated as mitochondrial calcium uniporter regulator 1. Gene Ontology annotation, biological process: calcium import into the mitochondrion; positive regulation of mitochondrial calcium ion concentration. Bases 32 to 919 code for a protein of 295 amino acids. Lineage: Eukaryota; Metazoa; Chordata; Actinopteri; Syngnathiformes; Callionymidae. Gene Ontology annotation, cellular component: mitochondrion; mitochondrial inner membrane. The record is from RefSeq and is a predicted model, not a curated record. The transcript has 9 exons.